AUGCAAUCGCCACCAUCCGCCCCCGCGCGGGUCGAGUCGCCCUAUGUGCGGUCGCUGCUGGCCGGAGCCCUGGCCGGCACCACCGUCGACCUGUCGCUCUUCCCGCUCGACACGCUCAAGACGCGCCUGCAAGCGCGCGAGGGCUUCAUAGCCUCCGGUGGCUUCCGCGGCAUCUACCGCGGCAUUGGGUCCGCCGUCGUCGGCUCCGCCCCGGGCGCCGCCCUCUUCUUCGUCACCUACGACGGCGUCAAGCGCCAUCUCGCCCAACGCAGCCGCCACACGACAGCCGAUGGGUCAACGGUCGCGGUGCCGGGUGUCGGUGGCCUGGAGCCCUUCCACCACAUGAUCGCGGCCAGCUUGGGCGAGGUAGCUGCCUGCGCGGUGCGCGUCCCCACCGAGGUCAUCAAGCAGCGCGCCCAGGCGGUGCAGCACCCGUCGUCACUGGCCGCGCUACAACACAUUCUCUCGCAGCGCCGGGCACGCGGCUUCGGCUUUGUUUGGCGCGAACUGUACCGUGGAUGGUCCAUCACCAUUAUGCGCGAGGUGCCCUUCACCAUCAUCCAAUUCCCGCUGUGGGAGGGCAUGAAGGAGUGGAGCCGUAGCGCCAACGGCCGUGACAGUGUGUCUGCUCUAGAAGGCGCCGUUUUUGGCUCCCUUGCCGGUGCCGUCGCUGCUGGUUUGACUACUCCGCUUGACGUCCUCAAGACUCGCAUGAUGCUCGCCACCCAACGCCAGAAGAUGGUUCCCUUGUUGAAGGAGAUAUUGAGAGAUAGUGGGCCCAAAGCAUUCUUCGCCGGUCUCGGACCCAGGGUCUUCUGGAUCAGCACUGGCGGUGCCAUCUUCUUGGGCAGUUAUCAAUGGGCUAUUAACGCGCUCGGAGGGGAUGCUGUGUGA
Aplosporella prunicola CBS 121167 is the source of this 894-nucleotide messenger RNA. RefSeq lists its product as uncharacterized. NCBI's taxonomy places the organism in Eukaryota, Fungi, Ascomycota, Dothideomycetes, Botryosphaeriales, Aplosporellaceae. The transcript has 2 exons. Gene Ontology annotation, cellular component: mitochondrial inner membrane. Gene Ontology annotation, biological process: transmembrane transport. Gene Ontology annotation, molecular function: S-adenosyl-L-methionine transmembrane transporter activity. The coding region runs from base 1 to 894 and encodes 297 amino acids. The record is from RefSeq and is a predicted model, not a curated record.